CCCUUCCAUUUUAUUUCCUAUAUGCUAAGCAAUUCCUAUCCGAUUGUGUAAUUUGCAGGCUUGCGUUGCGCGUAGCGGCAGUGUAUGUUCGGACUUCCCAGAGGACGCGAAUUGGGAUAAUUGAGUGUGUUUUUGUUGUUUUGUGACUUGAAUUGAGCGUGAAAAGUGUAUCUUCCAUAUCCAAAUGAUUACGGAUUUAUGGCGGUGCGAAUUCUUCAACUCUGCCUUGUGUUUGCAGUAGGAUUUCCGAUCGGCCCUGUCACAGCUCUGAACGGAUCUAGCAGGGCCCUCUGUCUCGAAACUUCGGCCUCUUUCAAUCAGUCAGCCAAACACAAUGUGUCCAUACAAUUCCUGCAGGAACCCUCCGACCUGGUGGCAGUUCGGGGGCAGAACAUCACCCUGCAAUGCUUUGCCAAAUCCACUACAGGCAACAUCAACAUCUCAUGGUUGUACGAAGGGAUGCCAGUCCCACAGGAAGAUCCGCGAUGGAUGGUCAAUGGAGCGGAUUUGCUGGUGCUCCAAACUACUGGAGACACAAAAAUCGCCUCCAGAAGCAACACGGGGGACUACAGCUGUUUGGCCGCUAAUGAGGAUGGGGCGAUCGUGUCCAGAACGGCGAAAGUUAAAGUUGCCAGAUUGUUGCCAGCCACUGAUUACCAGUUUCGCGUCAUAACCCAGUACAAUCCACAAGAUGAGCUUUGGCUGAUGUACAGCCUGCCCGAGUUUCUGGGCAAUGACUCGAUGGAUGCCACAAGUGAAUUGCGCGCCCCAAAAUACCUGCAUGAAGAUUUCACGACUUCGACCAGCACCCGAUUAUCGUGGGACAGAGUCUCGAAUGCCAAAUUUUAUACGGUUUGCUAUGUGCCUACCAAAGAUGAAAGAGAAUGCGAACAGGGCAAUUUCGCCAAGAGCUACUCUCCAAAGGUUGAAGUAUCAAAGCUGCAGCCCAAUACCGAAUAUAUAUUUAAAGUGCGAGCACAUGACUCGAAUAGUGUACCUGGUGGCUUAUCGCAGCCUUUAAGAGUGCGAACGCCCGCUGAUGUGCCUUCUCCCGUGGUUGAACUGGGAUUUAGCUUCCUAAAUUCGACCACAGUUUGCGUUUAUUGGCAGCCACCGGCAAUUCAGAAUGGCCCGUUGGAAAACUAUGUGGUUUCCUACACAACCGACCCAAAUUGGUCGUUGGAACAUUUGCUGAACUUCACCGUGGCUGCAGAUCAAAGAAAACCGCAAAGCUGUCGCGAUAAUAAUAAAACUGGCUUGGUAUCGACGUUUCUAACGAAUCUUUCCACUGAUGACACCUAUUUUGUGAUGGUCCGAGCGGCUAACGAUGUUGGUAUUGGCCAACCGUGUCCGCCUAUUAUCGUGCGGACUUUUCACAUGUCGAAAAACCCCAAUGGCAUGCUGAAUGGGUCAGAUGUAGCCGGUAAACAGAGACUUGGAAUCAUUCUCGGAAUUUUAAUGGCGGCUCUAUGCAUUCUGUGCUGUGUGUCGUUCAUUUUAUUGAGGAGGCGAUGCUUGAAGAGGCGAGCGAAUACGCGAGCCCGCUUGGCCAUGUCCAGCAACUAUCAUCCGGUUGUUGCCCAUUACAGAUCGCAACUCGGCACCGUUCAAGUCAGAAUGGAUGAGCCAUGCUCGAUCGCCCACCACGAAGUGGAACAACUGGUAGCCGAAGAACCGUAUCCACAUAUACCGCCGGCUACUCCCGAGCAGCUUGACACAAAGGGUGCCAGAGAUCUUCCCAACGGUUGUGUGAACGGCAUCGGCAAACAGUCUCACGUGAAUGGGAAGGUACUUAAUGGUGAUGUCCAUAUCACAGAAAAUCCACAGUAUUAUGCAUUCGAAUGUAACGGCAACUUGGCAAAAAACAAGUCAGAGCCACUGUUGAGGCACUACGAAGAGGACCCGAAUUCCAAUGUAAACCCAUCGAAAUUCUACGACUUUUAUAAGUUUUUCGACAGUGCGAAACGGUGCAAACAAUCCCCAGAUAAAAAUGGUCAUUUGCCCUCGAAAUCGAAUGGGUCGAGUGCGGAAAAUUCCCUCAAUUCUACGCAGCUUUCGUUCCUGGAUGGUUCAAUGGCCAGUAAUAGGCGGUUGUCACCAGUACUCGAACCGAAUGGUUAACCGACGGUAAACGCAAAUUCCGUUGUUGCUUCUAGAGAAAAUUUUCAAUAUUCAAAGCCUUACAAUAGAUAGAAAAUGGUUGACCAUAUUCUUAACCGACUGAUUUUUACAUUAAGUAUUUAAGGCUGUUGCUAACAGCUUACCAGAAACUAUUUAUCGAAAUGUUGCGAAUGCUUUUGGGAAAGUACCGGACCGUUCAGGACAUUUUCUCUGAUAGGAACUCUAGUUUUCUAUCUAGUCUUCUUAGUUUUUAGGCUUGGGGCGCUUCUGUUCCAGGAUAUCUGGUGCGCUAAUCACGCAAAAUAAGGAAAACUAGGCUCAAUUGCUUGGUCCCAAGAAAACUCUGAAAUCGCCUAGGAAAGAACGCUGGUUGAAUCAAACUCUCGUGAGUUUGUCUGCAAUUUCUAAAGUUUGCAUUUAAAAAUUGGGAAAAUCGCAGAAUUUUACUCUGACUACUUUCGACUUCGUGCUUUUUUUGGUCUUUUAACUGGAAAAGUGUCGAAAACCACUUGAGUUGGGAAGUUUGGAUCACUUCUUUGAUUUCAAGUUGCAUUCGAUCAUGUGGUUUUGCUUACCAUAAUCAUUAACGUUUGUUUCACAUUCACACACUAUACCAGUCUGCCCAAGGGUAACAAUUUGGCGGCACAUUUGUCGUUUUCCCAUGAAAUUUUGAGCAUCUUGUAACGAAACCGUUAGGUAUGAGCAGCUAAACGAAAUCAUUACUACAUUGGUGUUUCUGAAAAUAAUGUACAAAAUUGUAAGUUUAUAUGUUUAUCGAAUCUUGUGUGAACAAUGUCUGAGAAGAAAACCGCCGUACUUCUGUGUUUUAACAAGAUCUAUCUAAUAUGUGUUUAUGUGUAAGCAUGUUGGAUUUUGCUAUAUUAUUGCAAAGCAUGCGAAAAUGAUUCGAAGUGGUGAUGGUGGAUGGGAUUUCAACAACUUUGCAAUAAUCCGAAAAUAACAAAGUCUGCAAUAAUUACGUAUGUGGUAAGUUUGUGUUUAGAUAUAACAGGAAAUCUUCGGAGUACCCAAAAUACGCUCCCAAAGCAGACACAGUUGCUCAAAUAUGAAAAUGGUUGCUUUCAUAUUUUUAUAUCCAUGUAACAAAUUAAUUCAUUUCCCUUAAGAGGACUUGAAGAUUUCGAGUCGACCUUUAUAUUGUUAGCUUUUUUUGGAUCUGGUUCAUUGAUCUGAUUUGAAUACAUUUUGCCCAACGCUUCGAAUGGCAAAAUUUAUUAAAAUGAGUACAAUGUUUUCUGUAACAAUUUGAAAUAUGAAAUAUGUACCUGACAUACCUAACAUAUAUACAGUUAGUAAGAUUUUUUGUACAGUUAGAUGUAAUGUUAGUUUUAAGUGCGUGAUUGGAUAUGCGAGCGUGCGAAUGAUAUUAAUUUUUAACAAAACAAUCAGACCAAACAUUUGCACCUUUCCAUAAUGUGUUUGCCUGCGCAUCACUGAAGGGUUCUUAGUUUUGGCCUGACACAAGUGUUGAAUCAGUACUGAUUGUGUUGAUUGUUCUUGAAAAUAUUACAUAUAUGCAACGUUACCAGAUUAUCCAGGUUAAUUUAAAGGUUGUUAAAAGGCCGCGUUUGAUUUGCGUCAAAAAAAUUCAGAAUUCCCCACUUGAGUGUGGUUAACUAUGUAAACAGUAGACCCUUUAUUUAUGUGAUUCGAUCGUCUAGUUUAACAACCUUUAAUCUAUGUAAUAUUUUAUCCAAAGAUUAAUAGCAAUUGUGGCUUUAACUUGACUCAACAACUCAAAACUCAUCGGUGUCUACAUGUUUAGUCGAUGUAUGUAUAUGUGUGUUAACUUUCUUGGCUUUUUCUACGCCAAGAAGAUCGAAUCAUCCGCACUUGAGUUGCGUUAAAGUGACCAUAAAUCCUUAAAGUACAGUCUUAAAAAAUAUUACAUUUUAUAAACUCGAAUUACAUCAUUACAUGUUUCAGAAUUAAUUCCGAUUUAAAGUUAAAAUAACACUUGAGGUGUGCCUUCGCUAUGUGUGUACAAAACCAAAAGAAAUAAUAGAUUUGAAAACAACGACUUAGUUAAUAUUUGUAUAUAAAAGUCAUUCUAAACAACAGAUAUACAGAGUGGUUGUAGCUCCAAAACCACACUAGAAGUUCAAUUUUUAUCAUGUAAUGGGUUUCGGGCUAUUUCGCACCCUGUUUUGUUCAGAAUUUUUGAUCAAUUCACAUUGCAAUAAAACGUUUUUGUUGUAUGUUCGCGUAUGAAAGCAAAAAUCGUCUGAUUUUUCACCAGCUAUAUUGUGGGCAGUUGGACGAUUUCUUCGUAGGCGAGUUCACAUAUUUAUUUUCAAUGAUAAGCUUCGACAGAUAAAAUGAAUAGGAACAAACUUGGAAGUUUUAGCUACUUUUCAAUGAAAAAAUUAUAAAUUAAAAAUUCAAAUUGCCGAUUUGGACGAUGGUUUGCUGUUUGAAGUUUGCCAUAGAGCUUGAGCCCACCACUCUACAGGGGAUAGUAAGUUUACUCUUUUGAUAUACGGGUAAAAAACCAGUAAAGAUAGAGAUUUCAUAAAUCUUAGCAAGAAAAAACGAUCACUUAAAGAAAAAUGGGACACUAAUAAGUAUUAAUGUCCAAUUUUUCUCUUCUAACUCAAUUAGGCGUUCAGUUAUUGCAAACUAUUGAAGUUAUAGAAAACGUAAAAAUUCAUGAAAAACCCAAGAUCGACUCAGAAUUUCAACAUUGAAUUUAGCUUUCUAGUUCUUCAUCUAUCGAUAGAGUAAAAUUACGCAAUUCCCUGUAUAGGCAGAUUCUUUAAAAAAUCCGAUGCAAAACCAAUGACUUGAAAGUGUAAGAUAUUUUAAGAAAAUAAAAUGCUCAAAUAUUAUUAAACAUCGGUAUGUACAUAUAGCGGGUAGAAAAUCAUAAGGUAAAACGAAAAUUUAUCAUAAUAGCCGAUCACUGUGAAAAGUUGAUUUUCUUAAUUAAUUUUUCCUACAUACCUACUUAAUAGUUUUCAGGGUUCCACAGUAACAAUUUACCUCAAAUACAUUCCUUGUUACACAAAUACAAAUAAUUAUUUUAAGAUUCUCCCUCAGUUACUGUUUCACUGUGUUUAAACCAGUAUUUGCUUCACCGAUAGAAUUCGCGUUCACUUAACAUUCCAUUUUCAGUCUAAGCAACGUUACCAGGCCGAAAUGCAAUAUUUCUGAAUGAGUAGAAACACCAUCAAUUGUUAAACAUUCCGAUGUAAACCGGUGUACAAAUGAACUAUCUGAAGCAAUAUGCUUUUCAACAAUUUUAAUUUCUGUGCUUCGAUUUUAUUUAUAUAGAUAUAUCGCUCUGGCUGUUGGUUCUAUUUGACAUUGAAUUUGCUGAUUUCACUAUACCACCCUAUCUUGUUCAAUAGCCCCGUAAUGAUUGUUUCCAUAUACGUACAAGUAAAAAUGUCUUCAUUAGUUACCUUCAAUCUGUUAAUUUAUUGUUUAGUUUAACAUUAUUAUUUAUCCAAAGUAAUUUUAAUCGUAAUGUUCGCUUUUGUGACGUGUCAAUUAAUUUCAACGGAUACUAGCAGUUGUGAAGAAAUUGUUUUUUUUUGUUUAUUGACUAAUCAGCUCCUCAAAUGAGUUGUUUGUGAAGCAAUAGAAACCAUCUUCUUUGUUGACACCUCACGUUUGAGAAGAAUACUUAGUUAAUUUUAAGGCAAGCAUCUACCUCAUGUAAAAACUAAUAAUGUAGUCGUUUAUUUACUUUGUCCUAAUAUUCUUAAUUAAACAUUAGGUCUUGUUUAAGUCGCCUUGCGUUGUAAAUUCAUUAGAUGAUGACAGAGUUGUUAUAGUGUUUAAGUUGUGUUACGAUCUUAGCAAGUAAGAUGAAUUGCUUUUAGGUAUGUUGAAAAACCAAGUUCCCAUUGCAUUCAACAAAAAAACCCGUGAGAUCUGAUGAAAAUGACAAAACUAAACUGUACCCAUAAGUCUGAUUAGUUGAGGCUGCUGCGAUAUUCUUAGCGAUAAUGGUCUUUUAUUUUUUCCUACGACUUUAAUUCAUGUUUUAAAGGGAUUUGCUAACACUUGUUUUACAAUAGAUACUCUUUGGUGCUGGAUUUGUCGAAUGUCUUAACGGCCAUUCGGCAACUUAAUUGUUGAUCCUACUCGAUGUGCAAUAAGUUCAAACGUUUCCUACUACAUAUAUUUUGAGCAGCUUUAACGAAUUGUUUUUAGCAGUCCCUAUAAGGUUGAAUACUAAAUGUUAACUUUUUGUAAGAUGGAUUUACUGUGGCCAGCGAAUACAGUUUUACCACGACAUUCACGGCCACAGUAAAUCAAUUUGUGUACUUUACUGUUUGUUGUGGAUUAAAACUGUAUAAAUAUUUAAAAUCACUGUGUAAACAUGUUAUAUUUUUGUACGCUUGAAUGAAUGCAUUAUGAAAUACAUAUAUUGAAAAUAA
Molecule: messenger RNA, 6530 nt
Organism: Dendroctonus ponderosae (mountain pine beetle)
Lineage: Eukaryota; Metazoa; Arthropoda; Insecta; Coleoptera; Curculionidae
Product: immunoglobulin superfamily DCC subclass member 4
Biological process (GO): cell-cell adhesion
Molecular function (GO): protein binding
Source: RefSeq, a predicted model, not a curated record